GACAUGAGUCGAGCUAUGCAACUCUACUAAUGAAAUUUAUCUAGCAAUUUUGACUUUGGUUUGAAAAUUGUACUACUAUUAAUUGUAAGAGAAACAAUUUACUUUUACACUUCAAAAUUUUUUUCGAUUUGAGUUAUCUUUACUAAUUACUCCGUACAAGGGUUGUGCAUGAAUCAUAACAUAUACAAAGUACAUUCAAUCAACAUUUUAUUGUUUAAACCUAAAAAUAAUUACCGAAUAUUUUAUAAAUAAUUAAAAAAUUAAUAAAUAAUAAAAAAAAGUCAUACGAUAUAUACCAAUUAGGCGACUACAAUUGACAUAAACUACAUUUCUCACUUUGCCAUGAUAUAUGCCUAAGAUAAGCGAAACACAGUAUAGAGACAACAAAACAAAACACCGUACCCUCAAGUAAGCUUCACUGCACUUGGCUGCCAAUGACGGUACUCCGUAUAAGUUAAGAACAUGCCAGAAAUCGCAGCAUUGUUAUGAAUCAAGUGAAGCAAAUCCACGCAUUUUCCCUUCGAAAUGGCUUCGAUUACGCUCAAAUCCUCAUCGAAAAGCUCUUCAAAAUCCCCAACAUUUCUUAUGCACACCAACUGUUCGACCAUAUUCCUCAACCAACAACCAUUCAAUUCAACAAGCUUAUUCAAGCUUACGCUUGCCAUGGUCCUCAACAACAAUGUUUCUCCCUCUAUACCCAAAUGUAUCAACGCCAUUGCUCCACCAAUCCUCAAACUUUCACCUUCCUUUUCGCCGCCUGCGCUUCGCUCUCCUCUCCUCACCUUGGCAGGAUGAUCCACGCUCAUUUCAUCUUAUCUGGGUUUAAAUUUGAUGUAUUUGCAACAACUGCAUUGGUUGAUAUGUAUGCUAAGUUGGGUUUAUUAGAAUAUGCUCGUAAUCAAUUUGAUCAUAUGCAAUAUAAAGAUACACCCACUUGGAAUUCUUUGUUUUCUGGGUAUGCUAGGUGUGGAAAGAUGGAGGAAGCAGAGAAAUUGUUUCAGUUAAUUCCAUUGAAAAAUGUGAUUUCUUGGACUACAAUGAUAUCUGGGUAUUCUCAAAAUGGGCAGUAUUUGAAUGCUUUAAACACUUUUUUGUCCAUGGUGAAGGAAGAAGGGUUGGAGCCUAAUGAGGUGAGUGUAACUAGUGUUCUUCCAGCUUGUGCUAAUCUUGGUGCAUUGGAGGUUGGAGAGAGGAUAGAAAAGUAUGCGAGGCGAAACGGUUACUUGGAUAAUCUGUUUGUCUGCAAUGCCUUGUUGGAGUUGUAUUCAAAAUGUGGUAAACUUGAUAGAGCAAUGCAGUUGUUUAAUGAGAUUCGAAACAGGAAGAAUCUGUGCUCUUGGAAUUCAAUGAUGAUGUGUUUUGCUAUACAUGGAAGACAUGAAGAAGCUCUUCAUUUGUUUCGUUUAAUGUUGAGAGAAGGGAUGGUGCCCGAUUCUAUAACGUUUGUUGCGGCUCUAAUGGCUUGUACACAUGGUGGCAAGGUUGCUAAAGGCCAAGAAUUAUUUGCAUCAAUGAAGGAUAAGUUUGGUAUUAUUCCAAGGUUAGAACAUUAUGGUUGUAUGGUUGAUCUUCUAGGGCGUAAAGGGAAGCUCAAUGAAGCUUAUAACCUUAUACAGACUAUGCCAAUGAAACCCGACUCUGUGAUAUGGGGCACCCUUUUGGGGGCCUGCAGUUUCCAUUGUAAUGUCGAGGUGGCAGAGAAGACAGCAGAGGCACUUUUUGAGCUUGAACCGUGGAAUUCAGGGAAUUACGUCAUUCUCUCUAAUAUUUAUGCUUCAGUGAAAAGAUGGGAUGGGGUGGCAAAGUUGAGAAAGAUGAUGAAGGGAAGCCAAAUCAUAAAAGCAGCUGGCUAUAGCAGUAUUGAAGAGGCAGAUCAAAUUCAUUUGUUUAUUGUAGAGGAUAAAUCACAUCCAAAGUCAUAUGAGAUAUACACAGUGCUGGAAAAUGUAUACCAUGAGAUAAUGAAGAGUUACAGUGGAGAUGAAACUGAAAUGGAUGCUUAAUUAAUUUCUCUUGCAUAAUUUCAUAAAUUUCAAUACAACAAAAUUUACUUGUGUCCUUUUUGUUGCUCUAACCGUUUGUCUUGCUUUUGUUUUGGGGAAUUUAUCUGACAAUUUCAAUGGACAUACAUAAGGGUGUUGAUCUUUCAAAAUACAAAUGGAAGCCAGGAAGAAAUUAUGACCUCUGAUGGAUCAGAUACUUUUUUGCUGAUAUGCAAACUUGUCAUUGUAACUCAAAGCAUAUGCUAUAUGCAAGUAGAGCUUUGAUACAACUGCCCACAGGUAAAUAUAACUCAUCACCACUGUAUUUUAGCUUUAUUAUGCAACAGCUGAAAAAUCACUGAAAAAACUCAGGCAUUUUUUAUACAUGCUAGGUUUGGAACAUUGAGCGUUCACUUUAUGCUAACUUGCCUGUAAAAGGCAGUAAAUAGAAA
Messenger RNA from Chenopodium quinoa (quinoa), 2434 nucleotides. Its product is annotated as pentatricopeptide repeat-containing protein At5g08510-like. The transcript has a single exon. Gene Ontology annotation, molecular function: protein binding; RNA binding. Gene Ontology annotation, biological process: RNA modification. Bases 486 to 2003 code for a protein of 505 amino acids. NCBI's taxonomy places the organism in Eukaryota, Viridiplantae, Streptophyta, Magnoliopsida, Caryophyllales, Amaranthaceae. The record is from RefSeq and is a predicted model, not a curated record.